Messenger RNA from Annulohypoxylon maeteangense, 1414 nucleotides. RefSeq names its product eukaryotic translation initiation factor 3 subunit I. NCBI's taxonomy places the organism in Eukaryota, Fungi, Ascomycota, Sordariomycetes, Xylariales, Hypoxylaceae. Gene Ontology annotation, biological process: cytoplasmic translational initiation. The coding region runs from base 73 to 1083 and encodes 336 amino acids. The transcript is spliced from 5 exons. The record is from RefSeq and is a predicted model, not a curated record. Gene Ontology annotation, molecular function: RNA binding; translation initiation factor activity; protein binding. Gene Ontology annotation, cellular component: eukaryotic translation initiation factor 3 complex, eIF3m; cytoplasm.
AUCAUUCAAAAACUCCAUACAAACCACCUCUCCAUCUUUAGGUGACGAGAUACCAAACGAGACACCGCAAAGAUGAGGCCUAUUCUUCUGUCAGGUCACGAACGUGCCUUGACCCAGAUCAAAUACAACCCCGACGGCGACCUUCUAUUCUCCGUAUCUAAAGAUCAGCAGAUUUGCGUGUGGUUUUCCCACAAUGGCGAGCGACUCGGUACAUACAAGGGCCACCAGGGUGCCAUCUGGACCGUAGACGUGGACCCGACGUCGACAUUCAUAGCGAGCGGUAGCGCCGACAACACCAUCCGCCUGUGGGAGAUCAAGACUGGCCGCUGCCUAAAGGCUUGGGAUUUCCCUACCGCCGUGAAGCGCGUCGAGUUCAGCGACGAUGGCCGACAGCUCUUAGGUGUUACGGAGAAGCGUAUGGGUCAUCUCGGAACUAUCGUUGUUCUAGACAUUAUACCCGACGUCGACGCGGAGCAGAGCGAUGAGCGUGCCCUUACAAUCGUCUGUGACGAGAGCAAAGCCACCGUUGCCGGCUGGAGUUACCUAAACAAGUACAUUAUUGCAGGUCACGAAGACGGCUCCGUCUCGCAGUACGACGCCAAGACCGGAGAACAACUCGACAAUGUCCCUGUACACGAACUCAACAUGCAGGUGACGGACCUCCAAUGGUCGCAAGAUCGCACCUACUUCAUUACUGCCUCCAAGGACAAGACCGCCCGACUGAUGGCCGCGCGCGAUCUCGAGCCCCUAAAGACAUACCCUUCCGAUACACCUCUCAACAGCGCAUGCAUUACCCCGAAGAAGGAUUACGUCAUUCUGGGUGGUGGCCAGGCAGCUAUGGAUGUCACUACGACCGCGGCCCGUCAAGGAAAGUUCGAAGCGCGUUUCUACCACAAGAUUUUUGAAGACGAGAUUGGCCGUGUAAGAGGUCACUUCGGCCCUCUGAACACUGUAGCAGCGGAUCCCACAGGCAAGGGCUACGCGAGCGGCGGAGAAGACGGCUACGUUCGAAUCCACCACUUCGACAAGGGAUACUUCGACUUCCGGUAUGAGGUUGAGCGCGAGCGUGAUAACCGACUAUAGUAUAGCGGCCCUCUCGCCCCCAUCCGCAGAGUCCCGUCUUGAAGUUCCGCACCACCACCGCGGGACUGACAGAAACAACCAGAGCAAAAGAUACCGGCGUUGUGUCUUCCUUUGAUUUUCGUUUUAAAGUUCCGUUUUUUUCUCGCAGCUAUACUUGCAUCCGGGAAGAAGGCUUCGGCGUUUGAGGGUCCAUCCAUCCAUCCAUCGACACUUUUGUUGUUGUUCCAUUAGGCAGGAAAGAGAAAAAAGGUGACGACAACUCAGGGUUAGCUAGGUAGACAUGAGCAAUUCCUUUUUGCUUAUAAUCGAUUUACCUGAUUUUGAGAACGUA